AUGCCUGGUCUCGACCUUCAGCAUGAGCCCCUCGCGGCCGACGACGUGAGAAUCCUGGGCCAGGACCCCCUCAUCCCGCCCGCCCUCCUCUCUUCCGAGAUCCCCAUGACCGACACGGCCCUGCAGACCGUCGUCCGCGGCCGCAACGAGGCCGCCGACAUCAUCAUGGGCAAGGACGACCGCCUCCUCGUCGUCAUCGGGCCCUGCUCCAUCCACGACCCCGCCACCGCCCUCGAGUACUGCGCCCGCCUCAAGGACGUCUCCGCCCGCCUCGCCGGCGACCUCUGCGUCGUCAUGCGCGCCUACCUCGAGAAGCCCCGCACCACCGUCGGCUGGAAGGGCCUCAUCAACGACCCGGACAUCGACUCCACCUUCAAGAUCAACAAGGGCCUGCGCGUCAGCCGCACCCUCUUCCGCGACCUCACCUCCGCCGGCAUGCCCAUCGCCAGCGAGAUGCUCGACACCAUCUCCCCGCAGUUCCUCGCCGACUUCAUCAGCGUCGGCGCCAUCGGCGCCCGCACCACAGAGAGCCAGCUGCACCGCGAGCUCGCCAGCGGCCUGUCUUUCCCCGUCGGCUUCAAGAACGGCACCGACGGCAACCUCGGCGUCGCCAUUGACGCUAUCGGCGCGGCGGCGGCGAAGCACCACUUCAUGGGUGUCACGAAGCAGGGUCUGGCCGCCAUCACGCGCACCAAGGGCAACGAGCACGGCUUCGUCAUCCUGCGCGGCGGCUCCCACGGCCCCAACUUUGACAAGGAGAACGUGCAAAAGGCCAAGGAGACGUUGACGAAGAAGGGCCAGAAGCAGGCCAUCAUGAUUGACUGCUCCCACGGCAACUCCAACAAGGACCACCGCAACCAGCCCAAGGUCGCCGCCGUCAUCGGCGAGCAGCUCAGGGAAGGCGAAAAGUCCAUCAUCGGCGUCAUGAUCGAGUCCAACAUCAACGAGGGCAACCAGAAGGUCCCCGCCGAGGGCCCCGCCGCGCUCAAGAAGGGCGUCUCCAUCACCGACGCCUGCAUCGACUGGGACUCCACCAUCACCGUGCUCGAGGACCUCGCCUCCGCCGUCCGCGCCCGCCGCGAUGUCAACGCCGGCACGGCCAACGGCAACGAGGAGAGCCACAAGGUCACCCACCUCGAGGAGGAGUAA
This is a messenger RNA of Colletotrichum gloeosporioides, 1149 nucleotides long. Its product is annotated as Phospho-2-dehydro-3-deoxyheptonate aldolase tyrosine-inhibited. Lineage: Eukaryota; Fungi; Ascomycota; Sordariomycetes; Glomerellales; Glomerellaceae. Gene Ontology annotation, cellular component: cytoplasm. The transcript has 3 exons. Gene Ontology annotation, molecular function: 3-deoxy-7-phosphoheptulonate synthase activity. The record is from RefSeq and is a predicted model, not a curated record. Gene Ontology annotation, biological process: aromatic amino acid biosynthetic process. The coding region runs from base 1 to 1149 and encodes 382 amino acids.